CAUUCCUCGCAGAUCUCUCCCCGUCUCUCUCUCUCUCUCUCUCUCUCUCUCUCUACGUCCACUUUCCUUCCUCCAUCGCUACGGAGCUCAGACUCCCGAAGAAUUCUCCCCCCUGCUCCCUUCCCUCCCUCCCCGCGACGACCUCCUCCUCCAAUUGAAUCUGAUUAAGUAUGGCAACUCCGUACACCCCCAAGAACAUCCUCAUUACUGGGGCGGCUGGGUUCAUUGCCUCCCAUGUCUGCAACCGGCUUAUUCGGAACUACCCUGAGUACAAGAUCGUUGUCCUCGACAAGCUCGACUAUUGUUCAAACCUGAAGAACUUGAAUCCUUCACGGGAAUCUCCAAACUUCAAGUUCAUUAAAGGAGACAUUGCCAGUGCGGAUCUUGUCAACUUCAUUCUCAUGACGGAGUCCAUUGACACGAUCAUGCAUUUUGCAGCCCAGACACAUGUUGACAACUCCUUCGGCAAUAGCUUUGAGUUCACCAAGAACAACAUAUAUGGGACCCACGUUCUUCUAGAAGCCUGCAAAGUCACAGGACAAAUUAGGAGGUUCAUCCACGUGAGCACAGACGAAGUAUAUGGUGAAACUGACGAGGAUGCAGUCGUUGGAAACCAUGAGGCCUCUCAGCUCCUCCCGACAAACCCAUAUUCUGCCACGAAAGCUGGAGCAGAAAUGCUCGUGAUGGCAUACGGGCAGUCAUAUGGAUUACCUGUCAUAACUACCAGAGGGAAUAAUGUUUAUGGGCCCAAUCAAUUCCCAGAAAAGAUGAUUCCUAAAUUCAUGCUCUUGGCUAUGAAUGGCAAGACUCUUCCCAUUCAUGGGGAUGGGUCGAAUGUGAGGAGCUACCUCUAUUGCGAGGAUGUGGCAGAGGCAUUCGAGGUCAUUCUUCACAAGGGUGAAGUAGGACAUGUCUACAAUAUUGGGACGAAGAAGGAGCGAAGGGUCAUUGAUGUGGCCAGGGAGAUCUGCAAGCUUUUUGGUUUGGACCCUGACACAAACAUCAAGUUUGUCGAGAACAGACCCUUUAAUGACCAGAGGUAUUUCUUGGAUGAUCAGAAGCUGAAGAACCUUGGAUGGUCCGAGCAAACCCCAUGGGAGGAGGGGCUGAGGAGGACUAUGGAAUGGUAUGUGGGCAACCCGGACUGGUGGGGAGAUGUUUCGGGGGCACUGCUCCCACAUCCACGAAUGCUGACAGUGCCAGGAAUUGAGAGGAAAUUUGAUGGCCCUGAUAUUAACAACUCUCCCUCCUCUUUCGUGGCCAAUAGCCCUCGUGUGAAUGGAAAGUUGCUUCAAGCACCAAAGAGCAACAGCAGCCUUGGAGAAAAGCCAUCCCUGAAGUUCUUGAUUUAUGGGAGGACUGGGUGGAUUGGUGGCCUCCUCGGGGAGAUAUGUGAAAAGCAAGGGAUACCCUUCGAGUAUGGGAGGGGCCGCCUUGAGAACCGGUCAUCUCUCUUGGCAGAUAUCCAGAAUGUGAAGCCAACGCACGUGUUUAAUGCUGCUGGAGUCACCGGCAGACCAAACGUCGACUGGUGCGAGACUCACAAGACGGAGACGAUCCGCACCAAUGUUGCCGGUACCUUAACCUUGGCAGAUGUCUGUAGAGAGCGGGGGCUCUUGAUGAUGAACUAUGCUACAGGAUGUAUUUUUGAGUAUGACGAUGCUCAUCCACUGGGGUCGGGCAUUGGCUUCAAGGAGGAAGAUAAGCCAAAUUUCACCGGUUCCUUCUACUCAAAAACCAAGGCCAUGGUCGAGGAGCUUCUGCAAGAAUACGACAAUGUGUGCACUAUGAGAAUCCGAAUGCCGAUCUCAUCUGACCUGAGCAACCCACGAAACUUCAUCACAAAGAUCUCUAAAUACAACAAAGUGGUCAACAUCCCCAACAGCAUGACAAUCCUGGAUGAACUCCUGCCCAUCUCCGUGGAGAUGGCCAAGAGGAACUUAAAGGGUAUCUGGAACUUCACAAACCCUGGGGCUGUGAGUCACAACGAGAUACUCGAGAUGUACAAGGCCUACAUUGACCCGAGCUUCGAAUGGGUUAACUUCACCUUGGAAGAGCAGGCGAAGGUGAUUGUUGCCCCAAGAAGCAACAAUGAGAUGGACGGUUCCAAGUUGAAGAGCGAGUUCCCGGAGAUAUUGUCCAUCAAGGAGUCACUCAUAAAGUACGUCUUCGAGCCAAACAAGAAGACCUCCAAAUAAAGGGGACAUUGAGAUCAUGAUCCAUUGCUGCAGAAGCCUCGGUAUCGAAUUUCCGCCUUCGUCAUUUCACUCGGUGGCGAUGGGCUUUGUAUCACUUCUGUUUUAUCUUUCUUUUUAAGUUAAAAGAAUAAUUUCAUCCCCUGAAUCCAGAUUAUUUCAUUGUUGUAGCUAUGGUUGGUUUAUUUGGCUUCAGGGCAUUUUCUUAUCUGUUUUAAGUUUUGGCUCAGCUCGCUCCCGCAGUCAUUUUACACACUUUAGAGGAAUCGGAUGUAAUUAUCUUCAGCGGUCUAAGUUAUGCUGAUUGCAGCCACCUAUAUAAGUUUGUUAAAGAGUUUA
Molecule: messenger RNA, 2534 nt
Organism: Punica granatum (pomegranate)
Lineage: Eukaryota; Viridiplantae; Streptophyta; Magnoliopsida; Myrtales; Lythraceae
Source: RefSeq, a predicted model, not a curated record